Molecule: messenger RNA, 1657 nt
Organism: Capsella rubella
Lineage: Eukaryota; Viridiplantae; Streptophyta; Magnoliopsida; Brassicales; Brassicaceae
Product: cysteine-rich repeat secretory protein 3
Exons: 4
Coding region: 433-1365 (310 amino acids)
Biological process (GO): transport of virus in multicellular host; plasmodesmata-mediated intercellular transport
Cellular component (GO): plasmodesma
Source: RefSeq, a predicted model, not a curated record
AUAUUGCUGCAGUAAAUCAAACAUUGUACAGUUUCAGAACUGAAUGGCUCAGAAGCGUUAAAAGGAAAUGAGACUCUCUCUCUCUCUCUCUCACUUCUUCUAAUCUCUUCUCACAUGUCUUAGAGAGAGAAAGAGUGGUCAUCCAAAGCCAAAGCCAAAAAAAAACAAGAACCCAGAAACCUAGAAGACAGAAACAAAAAAAAUUAAGCUUUACUGAGCCACCAAGCAACCAAUUACAUAAACUCAAAAAACCCAUAACCCAAAAAUCUAAAAAGUCCCACAAAGAUUCGAUCUUUCAAUAUCUGUACAAUGAGAAAGCCAUUGGUUUGAUAUUUCCAACAAUCUUUCUUCCAAGAAACCCCAAAGUUAACAAAGAAAGAAAGAAAGAAAGAAAGAGACCACAAACAAAGCAAAAGAGUCCACACACAACAAAUGGGUCUUUCAAUCUCUUUCAUCAGCAUCAUCUUGAUGAUGUGUCUACUGUAUCCAGAUCUCAGUGUCGUCGUAGUAGAGUCUGCAACAACGGAAUACACAACCUUAAUCUACAAAGGAUGUGCAAAACAGCAAUUCUCAGAUCCAACUGGUUUAUACUCACAAGCACUCUCAGCUAUGUUCGGGUCACUGGUAUCUCAGUCAACUAAAACAAGAUUCUACAAGACCACAACAGGAACAAGCACAACCACAAUCACUGGUCUGUUCCAGUGUAGAGGAGAUUUAAGCAACCAUGACUGUUACAACUGUGUGAGUCGUCUUCCUGUUCUCUCCGAUAAGCUCUGUGGCAAAACCAUUGCCUCAAGAGUUCAGCUCUCCGGCUGUUAUCUUCUCUAUGAAGUCGCUGGCUUUUCUCAAAUUUCAGGGAUGGAGAUGCUGUUCAAGACUUGUGGGAAGAGCAACAUCGCCGGAACAGGGUUCGAAGAGAGAAGAGACACGGCGUUCGGGGUGAUGCAAAACGGCGUGGUGUCAGGGCACGGGUUCUACGCAACCACUUACGAAUCCGUCUACGUUUUAGGACAAUGCGAAGGAGAUGUCGGAGACACUGAUUGCAGCGGCUGCGUUAAGAACGCACUCGAGAAAGCUCAGGUCGAAUGUGGAAGCGCGAUCUCCGGUCAGAUUUAUCUACAUAAGUGCUUCGUCGCGUAUAGCUAUUACCCAAAUGGCGUUCCCAGAAGAUCUUCUUCUUCUUCUUCGUCAUCAUCUUCUUCUUCUUCUUCCUCCAGCUCUGGUUCUUCAGAUUCCUCGUCUUCUACAGGAGCAACAGGGAAGACGGUGGCAAUAAUAGUAGGAGGAGCUGCUGGAGUUGGCUUUCUUGUCAUUUGUUUGCUUUUCGCCAAAAACUUGAUGAGGAAGAAACAUGACGACUAUUGAAGAAAGAUGGAGAGAAGAAGAGACCAAAAGGAGUCCAAUCCCUCAAAAGAGUGAGAGAGAGGCAGACCUCAGUCACAACAAGUUUUCAUUUCUUUUUGAGGCUAUUAAUUCCCAAAGUCCAAAACUUGUUUUAAUUUCAUGAAAAUUGUUAAUUAUAUUUUAUUUUAAUUUUGUUAGUUCAUAUUCUUGGGAUGUAGGAUUUUUUUUUUUUUUUUUUUUGUGUGUAUGGGAAGACCAUUAGUGAAAUGUUCAAAAAUUACUUCCAAAAAAAAAGAAGAGAACUUUGUUUUUU